AUGAGUUUCCAACGUCUCGCCAACAAAGUCGCUAUCGUGACCGGCGCUUCAUCGGGGCUAGGCCGUGCCAUCGCCACAGCCUAUUCUCGGGAGGGUGCACACGUGGUCUGCGCAGACUUGACUCCUUCUGCCCGUUCGACUGUUCCGAAGGAAGCGGCUAUUGAUACAGUCGACUUGAUUCACCAGAAUGGAAGGAGAGCAAUCUUCGUCAAGACCGAUGUUGGCGACGCGAAAGCCAUUGAGCAUAUGGUGAAUACUGCUGUGGCCGAGUUCAGAAGAUUAGACAUUAUAGUUAAUAACGCUGGGGUAUCACUCGAGUCACGAUUUCCAAACCCUAUCCAUACCACAUCAGAACAGGCAUGGGAUGAGACCAUGCGAGUCAACGCAAGAUCAGUGUUUUUGGGUUGCAAGUAUGCUCUCGCACAGAUGCUCAAGCAAGACUCUGUUCACCCGUCUGGUGAUAAAGGCUGGAUCAUAAAUAUUUCGUCAAUCAUGGCAUCUAUUGCGGGGAAUGACAACCCAUCUUACUGUGCCUCUAAAGGAGCAGUGAGUAGCCUGACAAGGCAGGUCGCGUUGGACUACGCGAAGUACCGCAUUCAUUGUAAUGCAAUCUGCCCGGGUUAUACACAGACAGCCCUUCUACUUGAGACUACAUCUAACCUGACGCCAAUUGAGGAUAUCCAGCGCAGGCACCCAUUCGGGGGUAUUGGGAAGCCCGAGGAUAUUGCACGAUUUGCCGUGGUUCUAGCCAGUGAUGAUGCUGCCUUGGUUACUGGAGCGUGCCACAUCGUGGACGGUGGUUAUACUGCUCGAUAG
Messenger RNA from Penicillium daleae, 816 nucleotides. RefSeq names its product SDR family NAD(P)-dependent oxidoreductase. Gene Ontology annotation, molecular function: oxidoreductase activity, acting on the CH-OH group of donors, NAD or NADP as acceptor. The transcript is spliced from 4 exons. NCBI's taxonomy places the organism in Eukaryota, Fungi, Ascomycota, Eurotiomycetes, Eurotiales, Aspergillaceae. The record is from RefSeq and is a predicted model, not a curated record. The coding region runs from base 1 to 816 and encodes 271 amino acids.